AUGGCUCCAAACCAGACCUACACCACUGCCAUGUCAACUUCAUCAAACGUCAUCGUUGACGGUGGUCUCUCUACGACAAGUCAAAAACUCACAACGCUGUACAGGACAUCUCAACAACCACAACAGCACUGCCUGGGAGCUCGAACACAUCCACAAACACUGAGUCAACACAAUCAACUUUGACCCCUACAGUUAAUGCUAAAUCUGCAGCCACCACAGUCCCAGGCAUAGUCCCCUCCCACUGCACCAACCACCCAAGCAGCCAUGACCACUGA
Molecule: messenger RNA, 275 nt
Organism: Coregonus sp. 'balchen'
Lineage: Eukaryota; Metazoa; Chordata; Actinopteri; Salmoniformes; Salmonidae
Source: the annotation of a GenBank genome assembly